AUGCUCCUCAACACCAUCCUGAACACCGCCUGGCUGGCCGGCUCUGCGGCUGCCCUCAGCAUCCCGGCCCAGCUGCAACUCGCCGACACCGCCGUCGACCGCUACGAUAUCCUGUCCAAGGACUCCGACUUUGUCUUUGACUUCAACACCGCCACGCUCCCCAUGGCCAACCGGAAGUCCUUCCCCGCGCUGGUCGGCACCAACAUCGCCCUGGCCGUCAACCCUAUUGACCCCUGCAGCAUGGCCUCCCUGCACAUCCACCCCCGCUCCGCCGAGAUCUUCGUCGUCCUCGCGGGCACCAUCGACACCGAAAUGAUCCCCGAAGGCGGCGUCCUCACUGCCCCCAGUGAUGACGGCACAGUCACCCCGCGCGUCAUCCACACCACCCUCCACGCCAACCAAACCACCAUCUUCCCCCAGGGUUCCUUCCACGCCCAGUUCAACAACCAGUGCACUCCGGCCCUUGCCGUCGCGGCUUUCUCAUCGGAUGAUCCGGGCGCGGCGCUGGUGCUGCCGCAGGCGCUGGAUCAGUCGCCGGAUGAGUGGGUGCUGAAUUCGUUUGGGGAGGGGGCGGUUACGAAGGAGGAGCUGGAGAGGUUUCGGGCGAAGGUGCCGAGGGGGGCGUUUUUUGAUGUUAGGGAGUGUCGGGAACGGUGUGGGUUGGCUUAG
Molecule: messenger RNA, 669 nt
Organism: Dichotomopilus funicola
Lineage: Eukaryota; Fungi; Ascomycota; Sordariomycetes; Sordariales; Chaetomiaceae
Product: Spherulin-1A
Exons: 3
Coding region: 1-669 (222 amino acids)
Cellular component (GO): cell wall
Molecular function (GO): manganese ion binding
Source: RefSeq, a predicted model, not a curated record